AUGGCCAAUCCUGUUUUGGGCCGUCAUGUCCUCUCUCAGGUUUCUCUCUAUAUCACCUUAUUAUUUAAGAGCCAACGAAGACCUUUGCAAAUCGUUCAGUGUUGUGAUGUUUCAAAUUUUUCUCUUUGCAAUUUCAAAACGAAUAAUGUAAGAGAUUUUUCUAUUACCUCUGAUCUAUUGGCAAAAAGUAAAAAUCGUGGCGAAAAGAAACAGAAGACACAACACAUUGAUUAUAAUGAAUUUGAACAAGUUGUUGAUGUUAAUAAAUUAAUAUCUCAACUGGAUAAUGCAAUUGAAAAAUUAAAAGAUGAUUUUAUUCAACAUUUGUCAGUAAGAUCAAAUGUAGGUGCCAUUGACAUGUUGUCUGUCAAAUUUGAUGGCAAAGAUUUCACAUUGCAAGAGCUUGCAAAGAUCAGUCGUAAGCCUAAAUUGAUAGUGCUGAAUGUAUCUACUUUUCCACAAGCUAUUCCAGAUAUUCUAAAAAGCCUUACAAAAAAUCAAAUGAAAUUAAAUCCACAACAAGAUGGAACCACAAUUUAUGUUCCUAUUCCUAAAGUAACAAAGGAGCAGAGAGAAAUAUUAUCUAAAAAUGCAAAAAGCUUUUAUGUGAAAUGUUGUGACAACGUUAGACAGGUACGCAAUAAACAAAUUAAGGCAGUAAAGCAAAAGGAAAAACUAGCUAAAGAUCUAGUGUUCAGAAUAGAAAGUUACAUAGAUAUUCUUAGUCAUCAAUAUACGAAUAAAGCUGAACAAAUGUUGGAAACUAAACAAAAAGAGUUAUUAGGUGAUUCUGAAUAAAUUUGACUUUAAUAAUUAGCAAUUUUGAA
Molecule: messenger RNA, 827 nt
Organism: Acromyrmex echinatior (Panamanian leafcutter ant)
Lineage: Eukaryota; Metazoa; Arthropoda; Insecta; Hymenoptera; Formicidae
Gene: mRRF1
Product: mitochondrial ribosome recycling factor 1
Biological process (GO): translation
Cellular component (GO): mitochondrion
Molecular function (GO): ribosomal large subunit binding
Source: RefSeq, a predicted model, not a curated record